This is a messenger RNA of Salvelinus sp. IW2-2015, 2434 nucleotides long. Its product is annotated as glutaminyl-peptide cyclotransferase-like. Lineage: Eukaryota; Metazoa; Chordata; Actinopteri; Salmoniformes; Salmonidae. The record is from RefSeq and is a predicted model, not a curated record. Gene Ontology annotation, molecular function: zinc ion binding; glutaminyl-peptide cyclotransferase activity.
AGUCUCAUUUUUCCAUCAAUUGAUAGCAUUCUCCUGAAUCAUUUUCGCGUAAAAUUUUCACAGCAGGCGGUCGGAGCUCAUGCACCAACUGCAGACACAGAACACCGCGUGUGCACUAAAAAUGGGGCCAUAACGAAACGACGACGAUAUGGCGGGGGUCAAUAUGCGAUUAGUGCGGACGUUGAUAGUUUAUUAUUCCUCAGUGGUUGAUAGAUUUGAUUGGAUAGAUCCGUCGCUGCAUGUAUGUCCCAACAUGACUGCGUGAGUGCUCCAUUCAGGUAAAAUAGCCUGUAUCUUGUUGUUAAAUUGUAGCCUAUCCUGAUGAGAUUGUGUUAAAUGAAAAUAAUAGAUGUCAUAAAUGGUUUCAUGUUUAUUUGCCCACCCUCGGCUCGAGUCUAAGCAGCCAGUGGCCUCAUUAAUUCAAUCGGUCAUGGACGUUAUUCUCCAUUGCCAUACGCUAGCAUGGAAUCAUAAGCACUAUAACGCACAUAGUUAAGAAAGGCUCUGUACCGGACUGAACUGUUGUAUGAAUCUAACGGUUCUUCCAAGUUAUGAGAACCACCCGGAAGCACCGAUCUUCUCCGGGCACCAAGCUGCUACUGGGACGCUGCUACCGGCUCCGGAUGUCCCGAGUUCGGGUGCUUCUCGUAUGCCUAUGUGGGAUGCUGGCUAUAGCUCUGACACUUGGAUUUUCUUUCUCGAGUAAUGAUACAAGCGAUGAUGAUGACAGUAUUCAUAUGGACGAUAACACACAAUUUCGUGUGCCAGACUUAAUAAGGGACAAGUUGACCCAUAACCCCCGUCGGGCCACUGUGGCCCAGAUCAAGCGUCUGGUGGGCCAGGUGAAUUCAGGUAGACUGUGGUACUCUCUCCUGAGGCCCAUCCUGGUAGAGAGACUGCCAGGUACCAGGGGCAGCCGUAGGGUGCGUGAGCAUAUCUACAGCCAUCUAGAGUUCCUGUCAGCGGGUUGGUCGUUGGAGGUCGACUCCUUCAACUCUGCUACCCCAAAGGGAAUUAUCACCUUCUCCAACCUGCUGGCAGUCCUGGACCCCUCGGCCCCACGCCGUCUGCUGCUGGCCUGCCACUACGACUCCAAGGCUAUGCUCCCAGCUUCCAAAACCCCCGACGGGCCUCUCAGGAGGUUCCUAGGGGCCAGCGACGCGGCCGUCCCCUGUGCCAUGAUACUGGAGCUGGUGACUGCUCUGGACUUCCACCUGAAAGUGCUAAAACAACAGAAGUCACAGGUGACUUUGCAGUUGGUCUUCUUUGAUGGUAAUGAGGCGUUUGAUCAGCCGAGCCCCUCCGACUCUCUGUACGGCUCACGUUACCUUGCUGACCAAAUGUCCCGUACACCUCACCCUCCAGGAGCCGAACAUACCACCCUGUUACAUGCUUUGGACCUGUUUGUUCUUUUGGAUCUGAUUGGUGCCCCUGACCCUAUGUUUGUCAACCACUUUGAUGACACUGUACGCUGGUUUGAUGAGCUGAUAUAUGCAGAGAGGAGGCUCCAUAAGCUGGGUCUGCUGUCCUCCCACCCCAGAGAGGUGAGCUACUUCAGGAAGGACAUAAACCUGGGCCCUGUGGAGGACGACCAUGUGCCAUUCCUCCAGCAGGGGGUUCCAGUCCUACACAUGAUCACAACGCCCUUCCCUUCCUUUAUGCACACUCUGGAGGACACCGCGGAACACAUCCAUUCUCAGACUAUAGAGAACCUCACCAAGGUGCUAGUAGUGUUCCUUGCUGAAUACAUAGGACUCUGACUGACGUUUCCUCCCUUUACUGUUGCUCAUAGACAUGUAUCCUUUAGACUUUAUGCCACAAUCACCCAGAUGCAUUUUAUAAUACCAGCCACUCUCCCACAUAAUCAAUUUACAAUCAUCAAAGUCCUAUCAUACCAUGCCUUUUUUCUACAUCACCUAUAUCCCUCGUUCUAGAAUCUAUACCCUAGUAGUCUUGUUGUUGUUGUUUUCUAUCCAUUCUGGAGCCAUACUAGAAAACGGUUGAAAUUAGGAUUGUGAUUAUAGAGGCCUUUUAUAUACCCUGUCCCUCACAUUCCCAUAAUCCAUGUGGAACUCAGACUUAUGCAAAAACAGAAUGAUAAACUUGAUUAGGUGACUUUUCUCAAUACGUUCAGUAAAUGAGGUUGUGAACACUAGAGUAUAUAGUGUUUCCCAAUGAGGGAAGUUCAAGCUAGAUCAUGUGGAUAAAAAAAGAUUAAAAUACUAAAUAAAGAGGUGAUAUACAGACAUUACUGUACAUAUUUGUUCCCCAAAAAUCACUUAUAUGUUUAGGACAGACAGUCCAGUAAUAAUAUAGCAAUAAAUAUGUGCUUUGGGAAGUGCUAGAUUAUAUGGGAUAUAGUUGUGUAUUAACAGUGCCUUCAGAAAGUAUUCACACCCCUAGACUUUUUUCACAUUUUGUUGUGUUACAGCCU